GGAUACAAAACAACAGAAACCUACCUGAUCCAAUCUUUUAUGGUACUCUCUAGCUAGCUACCAUGGCCACACCCUCAAACACCAACUUCAACUCCCAUAUCUCAGGAAAACAAAGCAUUCAGAACCAGAAAGCUUUAGCUGCAGAACAGUUUCCUUGGUGGUUUUCACCAGAAACGGGGAUUUACCAAAGCAAACACCUUUCCAUUGACCUCCCAUCAGACCCUUUUCUUGAUGUUGUCUCCUUCAUUUUCUCAUACCAGCAUGAUGGGCUCUACUCCUCUGUCAAGUCCAUGGCCUCUAGUCUCCAGCAAAUGGGCAUCUCACAAGGUGAUGUUCUUUUGCUUCUUUUGCCAAAUUCAAUUUACUAUCCCAUUGUUUUCUUGGGUGUUUUGUACCUUGGUGCUAUUGUCACAACCAUGAAUCCCCUCAGCAGUGUAGCGGAAAUCAAGAAACAGAUUGCUGAGACCAAAGCAUGUCAUGCUUUUACUGGACCUGAGAAUGCUGAUAAAUUACAAGCAUUGGGCCUUCCUGCAAUUAUGGUACCAGAACAUGCAAUUUCUUCGGGUUUGAAGGAGGACAUUUUUUCGGUCUUUUAUAAGCUUAUUUAUAGUAGGUUUGAUUUGGCUCCAAGGCCAGUGAUUAAGCAGCAAGACACUGCUGCAAUAAUGUAUUCGUCCGGGACUACUGGUGCGAGCAAAGGUGUUAUGCUGACACACAGGAAUUUCAUAGCUACAGUUGCCCAUUUUGUGCGUUUUGAGGCUUCACAGUAUGAGGGUUCAAGCUUGGAUAAUGUGUAUUUAGCUGUUCUGCCAAUGUUUCAUAUAUAUGGGUUGUCACUUUUCGUGAUGGGGUUGUUGUCUUUAGGAUCUAGAGUUGUUGUGAUGAAGAGAUUUGAUGUCAAUGAGGCGAUCAGGGCAAUUGAUAGGUAUAAAGUUACGCACUUCCCAGUUGUUCCACCAAUAUUGACAGCAUUGACAACAAGAGCCAAGGAUGGCUUGGCCCCUCAUACCCUCAAGAGUUUAAAGCAGGUUUCUUGUGGUGCAGCUCUGUUGAGCAUGAAAACCAUAGAGGACUUUGUUCAAACCCUUCCUCGCAUUGAUCUCAUUCAGGGCUACGGCAUGACUGAGACCACCGCGGUAGGAACUCGCGGUUUCAACACCGAAAAGCUUAGGAAACCCUCUUCAAUAGGGCUUUUAGCUCCAAACAUGCAAGCUAAAGUGGUAGACUGGAACACUGGAUCCCCUCUGCCUCCAACAAGUAUUGGUGAGCUAUGGCUACAUGGACCGGGGAUUAUGAAGGGCUACUUGAACAAUGCCAAGGCGACAUUGUCAACAAUUGAUGAAGAGGGCUGGCUACACACUGGAGACAUUGUGUUUUUUGAUGAAGAUGGAUACUUGCAUCUACAAGACCGCUUGAAAGACGCGAUCAAAUACAAGGGCUUUCAGAUUGCUCCUGCAGAUUUAGAAGGUGUGCUGAUCAACCAUCCCGAGAUACUUGAUGUUGCUGUGGCAGGUGCUAUUGAUGAAGAAAGUGGAGAGGUGCCUGUGGCUUUUGUGGUGAGGAAGCACAGAAGUGAACUAAACCAUGAAGCUGUCAUGGAUUUUGUGGCUGCACAGGUUGCUCCAUACAAGAAGGUCAGGAAGGUGGUGUUUGUAGAUUCAAUUCCGAAGUCUCUAGCUGGGAAGAUCCUAAGAAGGGAGCUUAGGAAGUUUUUGAAUUCUAGACUCUAG
Molecule: messenger RNA, 1730 nt
Organism: Prunus mume (Japanese apricot)
Lineage: Eukaryota; Viridiplantae; Streptophyta; Magnoliopsida; Rosales; Rosaceae
Source: RefSeq, a predicted model, not a curated record